AUGAUUGUGAGGUGUACAACUGUCCAUGAAUGUGAUUUGAGGCUCGUAAGUGACAAGCAUCGUCAAGCAACCGUAGCACUUGUAGCUACUUCACUUAAAAGGAAGUUGAAGGAUUCUCGAACAAUAUACACACCAAGUGACAUUAUGAGAGAUGUGAAACACAGCUUUGGUUGCAACAUCCAUUAUUCGAAAGCUUGGAAAGCAAGGGAGUUAGCUCCAUUGUCUAUUAGAGGAUCAGCGGAGGAGGCAUAUUAUAUCCUUCCAGCUUAUUGCUAUGAAUUGGAGCGUAUGAAUCCCGGCACAAAAACACACAUCCAAACUGAUGAGAACAAUCACUUUGUGUAUUUAUUUAUGGCGGUUGGCGCAUGUAUUAGAGGGUUCCGUUCUUCCAUGCGCCCAGUGAUAGCCGUGGAUGCCACUCAUUUAAAAUCCAAGUACAAGGGUGUUAUGUUUGUAGCAAAUGCAUUCGAUGGUAAUCGAAAUAUAUAUCCUCUUGCUUUUGGGAUCGGGGAUUUGGAGACGGACGCAUCAUGGCAUUGGUUUUUCACUAAACUUCAUGAAGCCAUUGGUGAGUGUCCCAAUCUUGUUAUUAUUUCUGAUCGCAAUGUUAGCAUAGAGAAUGUGCUGCGAAAUCUUAUUCCAUUGCUGAAUUUGAUUGUCAUUAUUAGCAACAUCAAGCGAAAGGAACAUGUUGCUCAAUAUCUUGAAGAGGCAGGGUUACAUAAGUGGUCUAGAGCUCACAUGGAUGGACGCCGCUACAAUGUAAUGACAACAAAUAUUGCGGAGUCAAUCAACUCAGUCCUUAGGUUUGCAAGGAUGCUGCCAGUGGUUCAUUUGAUAGGGGAAAUUGUUAAUCUCCUUGUGAAAUGGUUCACCGAACGUCGUGAGUUAGCUUUGAAUUGCACAACAACAUUGUGCCCCAAUUUCGGAGAGAAGAAGUUGAGGAACAGGUUGGAGGAUGCUGCAAGGAUGAAUGUGGUUAAAUUAAAUAAUGCACAGUUUAAUGUUUUGGACGGUGAUAAGGACGGCCUCGUAGAUUUGACGAACAACAGUUGUAGUUGUAGAAAGUUUCGGCUUGAGCAGCUACCUUGCAAGCAUGUAGUUGCAGUUUGCCGCUUCUUGAAAGUAAAUGUAUACUCAAAGGCUUCUCGGUAUUACACUCGGAAAACCUGGAUGGAUGCUUAUUCGGAUAGCAUCUACCCGGUAGAACCUCACGGAAUGUGGGAUAUUCCUAAAGAUGUUCGAAGUCGAGUUGUGCUGCCUCCCGUGGCAAGGGUCAUGCCAGGCAGACGAAAGAAGAUAAGAAUUCCCUCGCAAGGAGAGGGCACCAUUAGAAGAAAGUGCUCAAGGUGCGGUUCCGCAGGCCACAAUAAAAGCACCUGUAAAAACAAUAUUCCAUUGCGCAAUGUAUCUUAG
Prunus persica (peach) is the source of this 1416-nucleotide messenger RNA. RefSeq lists its product as uncharacterized. NCBI's taxonomy places the organism in Eukaryota, Viridiplantae, Streptophyta, Magnoliopsida, Rosales, Rosaceae. The transcript has 2 exons. Gene Ontology annotation, molecular function: zinc ion binding; nucleic acid binding. The record is from RefSeq and is a predicted model, not a curated record. Bases 1 to 1416 code for a protein of 471 amino acids.